Molecule: messenger RNA, 4520 nt
Organism: Impatiens glandulifera
Lineage: Eukaryota; Viridiplantae; Streptophyta; Magnoliopsida; Ericales; Balsaminaceae
Product: ABC transporter G family member 32-like
Exons: 22
Coding region: 9-4277 (1422 amino acids)
Cellular component (GO): membrane
Molecular function (GO): ATP hydrolysis activity; ABC-type transporter activity; ATP binding
Source: RefSeq, a predicted model, not a curated record
AACCCUCAAUGUGGGAAUCUUCUGGCAGUAUUUUCCCAGGAACAAGUGAAAAUGGAAGAGACGGUGAAGACGCAGCUAUCCGGUGGGCGGCGUUGCAGCGUUCGCCAACUCAUGUUCAGGUACGAACGUCAUUUUUCAGAAAUCUUAAUGGAGAGGUAUCAGUUGUGGACAUUGGGAAGAUGGAAGAUCAAAAGCAGAAACUGAUAUUGGAGAAAUUGAUCACAUCAGUUAACAAUGAUAUUGAGAAUUUUUUCAAUAGAAUCAAACAGAGGUUUAAUGCGGUUGAUUUAGAUUUUCCAGAAGUUGAGGUUCGAUUUCAGGACUUAUGGAUAGAUACAUUUGUUCAUGUUGGAGGGAGAGCUUUGCCUACAAUUCCCAAUUUCAUUCUUAAUAAGGCUGAAGCUUUCUUGGGGAAAUUGAGGGUUUUCCCUAAUCAAAGGAAAAAAUUCUCAAUCUUGAAUGGCAUCAGUGGAAUCAUUAGACCCUCAAGAAUGACGUUGCUGUUGGGUCCGCCAAGUUCUGGAAAGACAACACUACUUCGGGCCCUGGCUGGAAGACUUGAUCAUGGAGUGAAGAUGUCUGGGAGAAUUACAUACAACGGUAAUGGGCUAAAGGAAUUUGUACCUCAAACUACUUCAGCUUAUGUAAGCCAGCAGGACUGGCAUAUAGCCGAGAUGACAGUGAAAGAAACACUUCAGUUUGCAGGCUCCUGCCAGGGUGUUGGAUUCAAGCUUGAUAUGCUUUCUGAGCUUUUGAAUCGAGAAAAGGAUAGCAGGAUAAUACCCGAUGAAGAUCUUGAUAUAUUCAUUAAGGCAUUAGCUCUUGGAGAAUUUCAAACAAGCUUGGUUGUGGACUAUAUCAUGAAGGUAUUGGGAUUGGAUAUUUGUGCAGAUACAUUAGUUGGGGAUGAAAUGCUUAAAGGAAUCUCCGGAGGACAGAAGAAGCGUCUUACAACUGCUGAAGUACUAGUCGGUCCGGCUAGAGUGAUGUUGAUGGACGAAAUAUCAACUGGACUUGAUAGUUCAACAACCUAUCAAAUGAUCAAAUAUCUGAGAUACGCAACUCACACUCUUAAUGGAACAACCGUCAUCUCACUUCUGCAACCAGAUCCUGAGACCUACCAACUCUUCGACGAAAUUAUCCUUCUGUCUGAUGGUCAGAUAGUAUACCAAGGACCACGUGAAGCUGCUCUUGAUUUUUUUCAGUUUAUGGGGUUUCAUUGUCCUGAUAGGAAAAAUGUGGCUGAUUUUCUGCAGGAGGUUAUAUCAGAGAAAGAUCAAGAACAAUAUUGGUUUAGUGAUACUCAUUAUCAAUAUGUACCUUUGGAGAAGUUUUCAGAAGCCUUUGGGAGAUUUCGAGUUGGAAAUGCCUUGUUGAAGGAUCUUGCCGUUCCUUUUGAUAAGAAAUGUAAUCAUCCAGCAGCUUUAUCAACAUCCACAUAUGGCAGAUCUAGGUUAGAUCUUCUCAAGAUCAGCUUUUCUUGGCAGAUGCUUCUAAUGAAGCGGAAUUCUUUUGUCUAUAUCUUCAAAUUUGUGCAGCUUGUGUUGAAUAUCUUGAUCACGAUGACUGUAUUUCUUCGAACAACAAUGCAUCACGAUACUCUGGAAGAUGCUGGAGUUUUCCUUGGAGCACUCUACUUUACAAUGGUUAUGAUUCUCUACAAUGGAUUUAUGGAAGUCCCUAUGUUGAUAUCAAAGCUUCCUGUAUUGUACAAGCAUCGUGACUCACAUUUUUAUCCGUGUUGGGUUUAUACACUUCCUUCUUGGCUUUUGAGCAUUCCUUCAUCGUUUCUUGAAUCCGCUAUGUGGGUGGGAGGAACAUACUAUGUUGUCGGCUUUGAUCCUGAGAUUACUAGAUUCCUUCAGCAGUUUUUGUUAUACUUUUUUCUCCACCAAAUGUCCAUUGCACUUUUUCGGGUUAUGGCCUCUCUGGGUCGUAAUCUGGUUGUGGCCAAUACGUUUGGAUCUUUUGCUCUGUUGGUUGUCAUGAUUCUUGGAGGAUUUAUACUGUCAAGAGAUAGAAUUCCUUCUUGGUGGAUUUGGGGUUAUUGGGUUUCUCCUCUUAUGUAUGCUCAAAAUGCAGCUUCAGUUAAUGAAUUUCUUGGCCAUUCUUGGGAUAAGAGUGCAGGGAAUUACACAACAUUAUCUGUUGGAAAAAUGUUAUUGAAAGACCGAAGUUUGUUCCCUGAAGGCUAUUGGUACUGGAUUGGAAUAGGUGCCUUGAUAGGUUACAUAAUCUUGUUAAACGUCCUUUUCACACUUGCCUUGACUUAUCUUAACCCACAUGGAAAUCAUCAAUUCAUUGAUUCUUCUUCUAAGAAAAGAAACAAAAACAAAGAAGAGAAAGUCGAUGAUAAAGGAACCACAAUUAUUGAGCUGAGAGAAUACUUAGAACAUUCUCACUCAUUCAUGAGCAAUAAAGUUAGAAGGAAGAGAGGGAUGGUUCUUCCUUUUGAACCAAUCUCAAUGUGUUUCAAAAACCUUAAUUACUAUGUUGAUGUCCCAAUAGAAUUGAGACAACAAGGUGUUGUGUCUGACCGGCUGAGAUUGUUGGUGGAUGUGACUUUUGCAUUUCGUCCAGGCGUGUUAACUGCUCUAGUUGGUGUUAGUGGAGCUGGAAAGACUACUCUAUUGGAUGUUUUAUCUGGCAGGAAAACUGGUGGAUAUAUUGAAGGGAGCGUAUAUAUCUCCGGUUACCUUAAGAAACAAGAAACUUUUGCUCGGGUAUCGGGUUAUUGUGAACAGAGUGAUGUCCAUUCUCCAUGUUUAACUGUCCACGAGUCGCUUAUUUUCUCAUCCUGGCUUCGAUUGGGUUCUCAUAUCGAUUCAACAGUUAAAAAGGAAUUUGUGGAUGAGAUUAUGGAACUUGUUGAGCUCACUUCUAUUGGAGAUGCUUUAGUGGGUUUACCCGGCGUAGAUGGGUUGUCAACCGAACAGAGGAAAAGGUUGACAAUUGCAGUUGAGCUGGUGGCCAAUCCUUCCAUAGUUUUCAUGGAUGAACCUACUUCAGGACUUGAUGCCAGAUCUGCUGCCAUUGUCAUGAGAACCGUAAGGAAUAUCGUGAACACUGGUAGGACAAUUGUUUGCACAAUUCACCAGCCCAGCAUUGAUAUAUUCGAAUCCUUUGAUGAGCUUGUGCUCAUGAAACGUGGAGGCCAACUUAUCUAUGCUGGUUCAUUGGGCAAAAGGUCUUGUAAUGUUAUUCGGUUUUUCGAGGCUGUUAACGGAGUUCCAAGGAUUAGACCAGGCUAUAACCCAGCUUCCUGGAUUCUAGAAGUUACUUCUCCAUCAGAAGAAACCAGACUUGGCGUCGAUUUUGCUGAAAUUUACCGUGAAUCGUCUCUCUUUCAAAAAAAUGAAGAACUUGUUGAAAUCCUAAGCCGGCCAGAUCUUGAUGAUAAAGAAUUAUGUUUCCCGUCAAUAUACUCACAGACAUAUUUUAGCCAGUUUCUAGGCUGUCUUUGGAAGCAAUGGCUGUCGUACUGGCGGAAUCCGCAGUAUACUGCAGUACGGUUCUUUUAUACCGUUAUAAUCUCCUUGAUGUUUGGAACAAUCUGCUGGAGAUUCGGUUCUAAAAGGGAAACACAGCAGGAUAUCUUCAAUGCCAUGGGAUCAAUGUAUGCGGCGGUUCUAUUCAUCGGAAUCACCAACGCCACUUCCGUUCAACCGGUUGUUUAUGUCGAGAGGUCAGUUUCAUAUAGAGAAAGAGCUGCAGGGAUGUAUUCAGCUUUGCCAUUGGCAUUUUCACAGGUUGUUAUUGAGUUCCCAUAUGUACUAGUCCAAUCGGUUAUUUACAGCACGAUUUUCUACUACAUGGCGGAAUUUGAAUGGAGCUGUUCCAAGUUCAUUUGGUAUAUGUUCUUCAUGUACUUCACUCUGCUCUACUUCACAUUUUUCGGUAUGAUGACCAUUGCCAUCUCGCCUAAUCACAACAUCGCUGUCAUAAUCGCUUCCCCAUUCUACAUGCUGUGGAACCUCUUUAGCGGAUUCAUGAUUCCCAGGAUGAGAAUACCUAUAUGGUGGAGAUGGUACUAUUGGGGAAAUCCAGUAGCAUGGAGCUUGUACGGAAUGUUGGCAUCACAAUAUGGAGACAUGAAUGAUGAACAAGUGAAGCUAUCUGAUUAUAACUACAUUUCAAUCAAACAGUUGCUGAAACAACAGUUUGGAUAUAGGCACGAGUUCGUCGGAGUUGCAGCUGGUGUAGUAAUCGGUUUCUGCUUCAUCUUUGCUGUCUCGUUUGCUUAUUCCAUGAAAGCCUUCAACUUUCAGAGGAGAUGAAAGGUCAUUUUUUCUUUCUUUCUUAGGAAUAUAACACUCAAAUAUCAAAACUAUGUCUAUAUAUUGGGAGAAACAGCUUGACUUUUUAUACAAGUCAUUUAUUGAAUGUUGGAAUAUAACACUCAAAUAGAUGUUCUCUAAAUAUCAAACUGUCACUCCUUAUGCAACAGUUAUUAGCAACUAAGAUAGGCUUAUUUGAUGUAGAGAGUGAUAUUUGAAAGAAAUUGUUUGAUAUCUAAAUUG